Molecule: messenger RNA, 882 nt
Organism: Helianthus annuus (common sunflower)
Lineage: Eukaryota; Viridiplantae; Streptophyta; Magnoliopsida; Asterales; Asteraceae
Exons: 2
Coding region: 1-882 (293 amino acids)
Molecular function (GO): zinc ion binding; nucleic acid binding
Source: RefSeq, a predicted model, not a curated record
AUGGCUAGGUCAAAGGAAGAGAACAGCCACUCUCUGGAAAACCGCGAUGAUGAAAGGAUUAAUAUAACCAGAGGAGAGCUUCGUACAUUGAUUGAUUCAGCGGUAUCUAAAGCUAUAGAGGAACGAUUUAGGGAAUAUAGUGAGACUAAUAGUAAAGCCUCAUCUAUACCUCACUCUAAAUCUGUCCCUAAAACUCAUUCAGAGCCUCAUAACGAGCCGCCCUCUAAGAAUGAAGGACCAAAGAAGGAUGACGAUCGUCAUUCAUCAAAUGAACACAGCGUUCCAUCCAAGAAGCAAGGACCAAUAACGAAAAUGGCAAACUCAAAUGAGACAGCCGGCGAUCGUAUUAUGAAUGAUGUAACACAUGCCAAUGAAACUACAAUUGUGAGCCUUAGAAUCUCCGAAAGCGUUCUCCAAACUAUGGUAGACGCAACUGUUGGAAAGGCUGUGAAGAAAGCUAUGAAAAAGUUCAAGGAGCCCCAGGCUACUCGUUCCCAAUUUUAUAUGGGACCACAUUUCCUUACUCAUCAGGAGGACCUUGUUCAUACCUCAAAUGCCAAAGAUAAGCUAAAAAGAAAAAGGGAGGAAAAGAACUCCCAGAGCUCUAUAAAGAAGAACAAACGAAAGUCCAACCAGAAACCGGUAUGCAAGACCUGCAAGGAGUGCCACUAUGGGAAGUGCAGGUUCGAACCAAAAUCCCGAUCACAACCAAGGGUAUGUGGGAUCUGCAAAUCGGGGGAACAUACAACGUUGGACUGCGGAGACAUGGAGAAUGCAGUCUGCUUUGGCUGUAAUGAGAAGGGCCACAUCAAGACCACGUGCCCUAAAUAUGUCAAAGGAAAAGCGGCUAAAGAAGGAAAGCCUAAGAAUGAAAGCGCCUAA